Molecule: messenger RNA, 459 nt
Organism: Ilyonectria robusta
Lineage: Eukaryota; Fungi; Ascomycota; Sordariomycetes; Hypocreales; Nectriaceae
Exons: 2
Coding region: 1-459 (152 amino acids)
Source: RefSeq, a predicted model, not a curated record
AUGACCUUGGCGCUCGCCUCUCAAGGGCCCAACAACGACGAUUGGAGUUAUUCGCAGGGUUCGAAUCUCUCCUUGGUUACAAUGACCUUGGCGCUCGCCUCUUUUGGAACGAUCUUGUCCGCUUGUUUCCGUCCCGGGCUCGGUGAUGGGAGCAGCACACAGAAGCGAGAGAGGUGUUAUUCCGAGUCGGGAAUGAAUGGAGAAGAGGCUGGAGGUGAAAAAGCGGCUGAAGAUGAAGAAGAGGCUGAAGAUGAAAAAGCGGCUGAAGAUAAAGAAGAGACUGAAAAUAAAAAAGCGGCUGAAGAUGAAGAAGAUGCUGAGGAUGCCGAUAAACUCGAGGGACUUGAGCUUAGCGCAGGUAAUAAACUGGUUGAGGUAGGCUUGCCGUUCUGUAUAACGGGGCUCUUCUUAGGUGACGUCGAAGUAAAUCUUGCUGUUACCCUUUAUUGCGAAUGCUGA